Aspergillus neoniger CBS 115656 is the source of this 928-nucleotide messenger RNA. RefSeq lists its product as uncharacterized. Lineage: Eukaryota; Fungi; Ascomycota; Eurotiomycetes; Eurotiales; Aspergillaceae. The transcript has 2 exons. Bases 385 to 777 code for a protein of 130 amino acids. The record is from RefSeq and is a predicted model, not a curated record.
ACUCUUUCCCCUGCACCAACGGCUGUCAUUUCUGUGUCUUUAACCCAUUCCUCCACUCUCAGGGCGGCUAGAGACUCUGAGCCCGGCAUGGCCAAUUUCUCAGACCCGAUACCCCUCCUGAAUGCCUGCCGUUGAGUAGAGCACUUCCUGGAUAUAAAUACGCAUCCUUCGGUUCGACUGAGGACGCAUCUCACGUUCUUUAUCUGAUCUGAAUAUUAUCAAACGUCCGUCCUUACGCUGUGCACCACGUCUUAUAUAUACGAGAACGAAACCAACUUGCUAGUAUACAGUAGCCACUAGUAGUAGUUGGAAUAUUUCCUCAACCAGUUCGGUAUAAGAUCGGAACUCAUUACCGCCAACUCAUUGAAGUCGAUCCUUCUAAAGAUGUCAAAGACUGCACGGCGAUUCCUCAGUUUCUUUUGGAGAUCUGGCACCAAGGGUGUACAGGGCAUCAAUGAUGCAGCAGCCCAGGAAGCAGUGGAAAAGGCCAUCGAAAACAAGAAAGACUCUUUUCCUGAGCUUAGCAAAGCCACGAAAGCCAGUGUGGAGUCGAGACCGCAUUCGACUCCUAAAGCAGAUGGCAGGACGGAUCCUCUCCAUGCCAACUUCCGGAUAACUUCAGAUGACAAUCGGCCCAUUACAUCGGCGCAUUAUUAUCCUACACCGCUCGGUGGUAAGAAUGUGUGGUUUUCGAAGCCGAAGUAUAAUGAUGGACAACAAGCCAACGAGCAUUUUGUUAAGGAUGAGCAAACCGAUGACGAAGGUGAUAGAAAAUGAAGUCAGAAUAUGUGGCAGAGAAUGGGAACAAUAUGGGUGGUCCUCUAGCUCUCAUUCAAAGUACACCAGCGAUUUGUAUAUAAGAUUGUAUCUCAACGGUAUUGUGGCAGCUGAAGAAUCUGCGGCUUGCUGAAGCAGUGUUGGAAGGUGU